Molecule: messenger RNA, 1488 nt
Organism: Durio zibethinus
Lineage: Eukaryota; Viridiplantae; Streptophyta; Magnoliopsida; Malvales; Malvaceae
Source: RefSeq, a predicted model, not a curated record
GUCUCUAACAUCUCUUACCUCUCUCAAGCUACCAUGUCAGCCACCGACAUCAACCCCCACAUCCUGGUAUUCCCGUACCCAGCUCAGGGCCAUAUGCUCCCUCUUCUCGACCUAACCGACCACCUUGCUCUCCAAGGCCUAACCAUCACCAUCCUAAUCACCCCCAAAAACCUACCUUACCUCUCCUCUCUCCUCUCCGCUUACCCUUCUUCAAUCACUCCUCUCAUCCUCCCUUUCCCUUCUCACCCUUCCAUCCCCCCUGGCAUCGAAAACGUCAAAGACCUUGGCCAUUCCGGUAACCUCCUCAUCAUGACCUCUCUUUCCAAACUUUACGACCCUUUACUCCACUGGUUCAACUCUCACCCCACCCCUCCCGUCGCCAUCAUCUCCGACUUCUUCCUUGGUUGGACCCAACAUCUUGCCCACCAAGUAAAAAUACCCAGACUCACAUUUUUCCCUUCCGGUGCUUUUUUAGCUUCUAUCGAUGAUUAUUUAUGGAACGACGUUGACAAGUUUAAGCCUUUAGACGAGGUUGACCUUUCUUCUUUGCCUGGUUCCCAUGUUUUCAAAGUCGAUCAUUUGCCUUCCUUGUUUCGGUUGUAUCAAAAAUCUGAUCCUGAUUGGGAGCUUGUCAAGGAUGUCAAGCUUGCAAAUUCGAGGAGUUGGGGCUGCGUUUUCAAUUCCUUUGAAGCGUUGGAAGGUGAGUACAUGGAUUACUUGAAGAAGAAAUUGGGUCAUGAUCGGAUUUUUGGGGUUGGCCCGCUUAACUUGGCAGGUCCGGGAUCUUCUGGUCGGGGAUAUUUGGGUUCCGGGUCUAACCCGAAUGACCGGGUACUGACUUGGCUCGAUGGAUGCCAAGAAGGGUCUGUUGUCUACGUUUGUUUUGGGAGUCAAAAGAUGUUGAAAAGAGAGCAAAUGGAAGCAUUGGCUGUUGGGCUUGAAAAGUGUGGUACCCGCUUUAUUUGGGUGGUGAAAACGGGUACGACCCGAGAGCAAGAAGAUGGGUUUGGGGUUGUGCCCGAUGGGUUUGAAGAGCGGGUGGCGGGUCGGGGUGUGGUGAUAACGGAAUGGGCCCCGCAGGUGAUGAUACUAAGCCACAAAGCGGUGGGUGGAUUUCUGAGUCAUUGUGGGUGGAACUCGGUGUUGGAAGGGAUCGUGGGUGGGGUCAUGAUAUUGGCUUGGCCUAUGGAGGCUGACCAGUUUGUGAAUGCAAGGCUCUUGGUUGAGGACAUGGGUGUGGGCGUUAAGGUGUGUGAGGGUGCCGACUCGGUUCCUAACUCGGAUGAGCUUGGUCGCAUCAUUGGUGUGUCGAUGCGUGAGGGGGCUGGAGUGAAGGAGAGGGCUAAAGUGUUGAAGGAAAAGGCAUUGCAAGCUGUGACUAAUGGGGGAAGCUCUGUCAACAAUUUGGUUAGGCUUGUUGGGGAAUUGCGUAAAUUGAUUAGCUAAAUAUGUUAUCGAUCCGAAUCGAUUAGGAACAUGAUAUGAAAA